AGCGUUCUCUCAUAUAUCUUCCACUAUUCUCCUCCUCCUUGUACAGUUGAUAACUUAGCCAUGGCUUCUUCUUCUGUGAAAUCUUUCAUCACAGCUAUAUUCCUUAUGGCUCUGACAAGCAUGACGCUGAGUUCGAUUGUGGUAGAAGCUCGUCAUCUUCUGCAAACGACACAGCCUUCGAUGCCAAACAUGCCUGGAAUUCCAAGUAACUUGCCUAAGCCAACAGGAUUGCCACCUUUGCCUUCAAUCCCAACAAAUAACAUUCCUCCUUUGCCAACAAAUAUCCCAAAUCUGCCAAAACCCAAUUCUCUUCCUCCUCUUCCUUCUAUGACCACCAUUCCGAAAGUGCCACAAACCACACUUCCUCCAUUUCCCACCAUUCCUAAAGUGCCACAGGCCACAUUUCCUCCAUUGCCCAACAUUCCUUCUGUUCCCACUAUCCCUACUACUAUGCCCUCCAUUCCAUUCUUCUCUCCUCCUCCUCCUAAUUAAAACCACAAAAUGACCAGUCACUUAUUAUUUUGUUCAUCCCAGUGUUAUUAGUUGUUUCAUCUAUUGUGGCUGCUACUACUCAGCAGCAUAUAUACCUAAAAUUUCACUUGUAUUGGUUUAAAUUGCUUUGUCUCGUAUAUGUCUCUGUAUGUUAGGAAGAAUUGUACGUGGCUACAUGUCAUUUUUCCCUUUACUUUUCAUUUGGUGUGAAAUUUGGGACAUUGUGUGUAUUUUUCUGUAUUCCUUAGGCGUUCUUAUUAUUGAUUGUAAUCUUUUCCACACUUGCUAUAUACAAUAAUGCACUUGUGGCGAUGUUCAUCCA
Molecule: messenger RNA, 814 nt
Organism: Prosopis cineraria
Lineage: Eukaryota; Viridiplantae; Streptophyta; Magnoliopsida; Fabales; Fabaceae
Product: protein PELPK1-like
Exons: 1
Coding region: 61-492 (143 amino acids)
Source: RefSeq, a predicted model, not a curated record